AUGGCGAAAACCAUCUCGUUACAACAAGCAAACAAGGAGCAUGCCCUUGUGGUAUCCAGGGAUUUCAUUUCCCAACCCCGUUUAACAUACAAGACAGUAUCAGGAGUAAACGGGCCACUAGUAAUCCUCGAUGAGGUGAAGUUCCCCAAAUUCUCUGAGAUCGUACAACUGAAGCUUGCAGAUGGCUCCCUUCGUUCUGGACAGGUAUUGGAAGUCAGUGGCUCAAAGGCUGUUGUCCAAGUAUUUGAAGGUACCUCGGGCAUCGACGCCAAAAACACCCUUUGUGAGUUCACCGGCGACAUUCUCCGUACACCUGUGUCUGAGGACAUGUUGGGCCGUGUGUUCAACGGUUCAGGAAAACCCAUCGACAAGGGUCCCCCAAUUCUUGCUGAAGACUUCUUGGAUAUCCAGGGACAACCUAUCAACCCUUGGUCGCGUAUUUACCCUGAGGAAAUGAUCCAAACCGGUAUUUCCGCUAUUGAUGUGAUGAACUCCAUUGCCCGUGGGCAAAAGAUUCCCAUUUUCUCUGCGGCUGGUUUACCGCAUAACGAAAUUGCUGCUCAGAUCUGUAGGCAGGCCGGUCUUGUCAAGGUCCCCGGCAAAUCAGUCCUUGACGACCACGAAGACAACUUCGCUAUCGUGUUCGCCGCUAUGGGUGUUAACAUGGAGACAGCCCGAUUUUUCAAACAGGACUUCGAAGAAAACGGUUCUAUGGAGAAUGUGUGCCUCUUCUUGAACUUGGCCAACGACCCUACCAUUGAGAGAAUCAUCACACCGCGUUUGGCUUUAACUGCCGCUGAGUUCUUGGCUUACCAGUGCGAGAAACACGUGCUCGUCAUCUUGACUGACAUGUCCUCAUACGCUGAGGCCCUUCGUGAGGUGUCCGCCGCUCGUGAGGAAGUACCCGGACGACGUGGUUUCCCAGGUUACAUGUACACGGAUUUGGCCACAAUCUACGAGCGUGCUGGACGUGUCGAAGGCCGCAACGGAUCCAUCACUCAGAUCCCCAUUCUUACUAUGCCUAACGACGAUAUCACCCAUCCAAUUCCCGAUUUGACGGGUUAUAUUACUGAGGGACAGAUCUACGUCGACCGUCAACUACACAACCGUCAAAUCUACCCACCAGUUAACGUGCUGCCAUCUCUGUCACGUUUGAUGAAGUCUGCCAUCGGUGAGGGCAUGACCAGGAAGGACCACUCUGACGUCUCUAACCAACUGUACGCGUGUUACGCUAUCGGUAAGGACGUACAAGCCAUGAAGGCCGUCGUAGGAGAGGAGGCCCUAACACCUGACGAUUUGCUGUACCUCGAGUUCUUGACCAAGUUCGAGAAGAACUUCAUCACACAGAGCAACUACGAGAACCGUACCGUAUUCGAGUCUCUCGACAUCGGCUGGCAGCUACUCCGUAUCUUCCCCAAGGAGAUGCUGAAGCGUAUCCCCGCCGCCACCCUCGCAGAGUUCUACCCCAGAGACUCCCGCCACUAA
Molecule: messenger RNA, 1485 nt
Organism: Leptosia nina
Lineage: Eukaryota; Metazoa; Arthropoda; Insecta; Lepidoptera; Pieridae
Source: the annotation of a GenBank genome assembly